GUUCUCAUCUCAUCCUCAUGAAACCAAAUCCUGUUCACACUUGAUCUUGAAAACCAGGUGUGAAGGAUCUGCAGUUUCUUAAGCAGUUUUUUUAAUCAACCCCAUUCAAGAUGAAUUUCACGCUACCUUCUUCAUGAGGAUGUGUCCUCUCCUAUGUUAUUUAAACAACUCUACUGAAUGCAGUCAGUCCUAAAUAUGGCCCUCGCGGUAACGUUCCUUCUUUUUGCAGGGUGUAGUGCAGCGAUGGAAAAUACGAAGGCCUUGACCGUGUCUCAAAGAUGCACGGAAGAUACCAACACUUUCCUCUGGGAAAUUAUCCAGGACAGGCCAAAUGAAUAUGCUGUUCUCAUGUAUGAUGCAUUUGGAAAGAUGGGCAGCAAUGUCGAAGGAGGUAAUGUCAACCAGCCGGGCCUGCUGCAACAGUGUCGCUCUGCACACGGUCCUACCUUCUCUGGACAGUACUGCCAGGUGUUCCUCAGGCAGGAAACUGUCCAGUAUUUUGUGGGUAUUUGUGUUCCUGACUCCUGUGGAGAAGACGAUGUGCAAAUGCUGGUGCUGUACGGGAGACUUCAGUUUGGUCAGAUAUCCCUCAUUCCUCCUUUACCUCCCAUCUUGGUCAACCAGUCCACUCAGGAGAUGAUCAUGACCCAUUGUUUGUCCAACAGCAUUGACCCAGAUGCAUCAGAUGUUACCUGUCUGUUUGUGUGUUGCAUAAUGGUAGCAAUUCCUCUUGCGGCUACCCUGUUUACAGCUAUAAUAAGGUGGCAACGGAACAGAGAGGUCAGUCACACAGCAGAGUCUUACUGUUUAAACCCUGGCAUCAACCUUUAUGGGACCCUGAAGACCAACGGCUCCUAUAGAGGCGAUAUUUGCAGUAGCACUUCAACAAGAAAUACUAAUAACAGCACCCAGGACAAGCCACUUGGUUUUCCUCGAAGCUGUAUGCACCAGUGCCUUCAGGCGUUCUCUUUACAGACCACCAGCCAGGGUGUCUUUAGCACCUCUUCAUCCAUCACAAGAGGAGGCUACUCCUCCUUAAAUGGCAUCCGUGUUCUCAGCUUGUUAUGGAUCAUAUGUGGACACUCUGCACAGUUCCCUGUAAUAAACAACCUGGAUAACUAUAAAGACUGGAAAAAAACUGUUGAAAGCAGCCCCAUGCAUGUGCUUACCAUCAGCGGGCCUGUUUAUCUUGCUGUGGACACCUUUUUGCUGCUAGGGGGUCUGCUCAGUGCAAGUUCUCUGCUGGGCUCCAUUGACAGGGCUGAAGACAAAUUGAGACCCAGUUUGGUGGCCAACUACCUCUUUAGGAGGAUUAAAAGGAUUCAACCACUGCACCUGUUUGUUAUGUGUCUAACCAUUGGCCUCAUCUCACUGGUCCAGUGGGGACCUUACUGGUUCCCAUUCAUGGAUACACUAAUGGAUUGUAAGACAUACUGGUGGGCUAACUUACUGUUGAUUAGCAAUCUUCUUCCAGUCCAGGAUAUAUGUAUUCCUUGGACAUGGUACCUGUCCCUGGACUUCCAGUGUUAUGCCACCACUCCUCUGCUGAUCUAUUUUUAUAGACUAAACAGAGGUGUGUUUGUGGUUGUCGCUGGAGGCCUUCUGCUGAUGACCACUGUGGCUGGUGCUGUCAUAACUGCACUCCUGCAGCUGCCAGUUUUUCAGCCGUCUACAAUGACAUCUGAGAAUUAUGUCUUGUAUUACUAUGUGAAACCAUACACAAGAUAUGGGCCGUUUUUAAUUGGGAUCUUGACCGGAAUAUAUUUGACAACAAAGAAAGAUAAUUUGUUGAAGCAAAAGUGGCAGGCAGCACUAGGUUGGUUCUGCUGUCUGUCACUCAUGGCUGUGGUGAUUGGAUUGGCCUACCUCCUCCGGGAAACCCCAGCCUAUCCAUCUGUACCACAUGCCCUCUACCAGGGACUGCACAGGCCCCUCUGGGCUCUGGCUGUGACCUGGAUCAUAUUGGCCUGUGAGGAGGGUUAUGGAGGUUUCAUCAAGAGCCUCUUGUCAUUUGAAUUCUGGAUCCCUCUUUCCAACAUCAGUUUUGCCUGCUAUCUCACACAUCCUGUCUUCAUCAUCCUCUACAUUGGCUUGCAACAGACCCCAAUCCACUACUCAAACAUUAACUUUAUGUACCUGUUCCUUGGCAACCUGGUGCUCACGCUGGUGGUCAGCUAUGUGUUAACCAUGCUGGUUGAGAAGCCAUACCUUCUUCUAAAAUGGAGCAGUAAAUAACAAGACAAGUCGGCACACAAAAGACUUUAUUCAGCUAACACCUAAUCUUGUAUCAGUUUGCUUGUGACUUGUAAACUAUGU
Molecule: messenger RNA, 2316 nt
Organism: Etheostoma cragini (Arkansas darter)
Lineage: Eukaryota; Metazoa; Chordata; Actinopteri; Perciformes; Percidae
Gene: oacyl
Product: O-acyltransferase like
Exons: 15
Coding region: 178-2235 (685 amino acids)
Molecular function (GO): acyltransferase activity, transferring groups other than amino-acyl groups
Source: RefSeq, a predicted model, not a curated record